CCCCGGAUGGGUGAGCUCGCAGCAAAAGCCGGCAGCAUUUUCGAGCUUGGCGACAUGGCUUCUGGAUGGAGCCCGAGCGGGAGCUCAGGCGCUGCACCUCUGCCUGCAGCGCGUGCGGGCGCCGGAGCCGCUGGACAGAGGCACUGUGGCUGCUGUGGCAGCUGCCGUCCAGGAACCUCCGAGCCAAUGUCAUCACCUGCAACGCGGCGCUGGAUGCCUGCGAGAAGGCGACCAGGUGGCAGCAUGGCGCUGAGAUGCUGGCGGCCAUGCAGGGGAGGCAGCUGCAGGAGAACGUGGUGUCCCAUAGCUCGGUCAUCUCCGCCUGUGCUAAGGGCCAGUGGCCUCAGGCCUGCAGCGCCCUGCUGCGGGCGGCUGACUGGAACAUCUACACCUUCAAUAGCGUGGCCAAUGGUUUUGCACAAGCCGGGCGCUGGCACGCUGCAGGCCUGCUGUUGUCGAUGCUUCGAGCUUACAGCGCAGAGCCGGACAUCGUCACAUACAACGCGGCCAUCAGCGCGUGCGAGGACGAGGGCGCCUGGCGCGAGGCGCUGCAGCACCUCGCCGUGCUGCGCCUUCGGCGCCUGCGGUGGGGCGCGCGCUCCAAAAACGCGGCCCUGGCCGCGGCGGAGAAGGGUCUGCAGUGGCAGUGGGCUUUGCUUCUCCUUGAAGACCUUCAGAUUCAGAAUGUUGCAGACAUUGUCAGCUACAGUUCCAGCUGCAGUGCCCUUGCGCGCUGCGGGAGGUGGCAGCUGGCGCUCGGCAUCUUAAGGCAGCUGGAGGAAUCGGACAUCCAGUGCGAUGUGAUGACUUGCAAUGCGGCGAUCAGUGCUUGCGAGAAGGGAGGCCGGUGGCAGCAUGCGGUGUCCCUCCUUUCCCAGCUGCAGGAUCGCAAGUUGCGGGCCACGUUGGUCUCCUACAACGCGGCCAUCAGCGCCUGCGAAAAGCGAAAGCAGCUGCACGUGGCGCUGCGUCUCCUCUCUGCUCUUCAGGACUCGCGGCUCACGCCUGACGUGGUGAGCUACAGCGCAGUGAUUAGUGCCUGUGAGAAGGCAGGGCAGUGGCAGCAAGCCCUGGCGCUUUUCGAGGAGAUGCACCAGCGAAGUGUGGCCCCCAACGUGGUGGCGUUCAGCGCAGCCAUCAGCGCCUGCGAAGCCCGGGGGCAGUGGUCACAGGCGCUGCUCCUGCUGCGGCAGCUCCAAGGCGCGCGGGUGCUGAGCGUGAUCGCCUUCAGCAGCGCCAUCAGCGCCUGUCAGAAGGGCGAGGAGUGGCAGAGGGCGCUGCAGCUGCUGAAGGAGAUGCACCACGAGAAGCUGCGCCGCGGCCAUUUUUCUUUAUGGGCGCCAGCAAUGCUUGCCGCUGGAAGAUGGUAUGCCAGCAUGCUUUUCCGGCUUGAGUUGGCGCAGCCGAACAUCGUCGCCUUCAAUGCGGCCAUCAGCGCCUGCGAGACGUGCCGCCAGUGGCAGCAGGUUCUGCUGCUCAUGGAGGAGCUCAGUGCCACCUCCAUUCCUGGAACCACUGUCACGUACACCUCGGCCUUGAGCGCCCUGGUGGGCGCCGGCUGGAGCCAUGGCCUGCGGCUGCUGGAGAAGUUCCGCAACCAACGUGUGGAAGGCAACGUGCUGACCUGCGAAGCCGCCUGCCGCCUGGUGGCGCAGCGAAGAGACGCACGGCAGCUGCUGCCGUUGCUGGGCCAGAUGCAGCGGAAGGGCCUGGCCUCUAUGACCUGACAGUAGUUGGGCAACAUGGCCGUAGCUCCAAAAUCGGGCACCUUCCAAACCC
Messenger RNA from Effrenium voratum, 1779 nucleotides. The record is from the annotation of a GenBank genome assembly. Lineage: Eukaryota; Dinophyceae; Suessiales; Symbiodiniaceae.